GGUCUCCUUUUACUUCUUCCCAAAAAUAAUGUCGAUUACGUGCAAUUCCUCCCCAAACAUUACAGCCAUAUGCUCUCCACAAUCAAGUACGGUUUGGUAUUCUGGUAGCAACUACGACAUAACCUGGGAUUCUAAGCAUCCCAACUAUAAUAACACUGAAACUGUGGAUAUCGAAAUAAAUUACCUAACCAAAGCCAACUCUACAGAUACAUUUUUAUUUGGAUUUUCUAACAUACCCAAAAACGCCUCAAACUUCAAGGUCAAUAUUACAAACAAUUGGUUCCCACCAAACAUUCCUCUUGAUCAAUUGAUGUACGAUAUUUAUUUACUUCCACAUAAUAUAAAUGGAAACAUAAUCAACGACACUGCAUUAUACAAGCCUGUUACGUUCAGUGUUAUGACUCCUCCUACUAUUUCACCACCAGAAGAAAGCUCCAAUACUCCUGAAGACAAUAGUAACCCCGACCACUCCAGUGGUUUAAAUACAACUGGUAUAGUUCUAAUUGCUGUAGCUUCUGCUCUUAUUAUUUUAGUAUUUUUACUUAGGAACAAGAUAUUCAAACCUCACAGUGGAGCAAACGGUGCUGGUCUUUUAUUCUUUUGUCCGUGUUAAAUAUUUAGUUACUUACAAUAUGUACUAUUUAUAAAUAAUUUUUUAAUUGUGGAAAUAUCUUCCAAAAUAAAGUAUGUAUGGUGAUACACUGUGUUUAUUUCAGGGAUCCGGCCAACAAUCCCAUUGUCUUAUUACGUGUGUUUUUCAAAGUAAAAAUACAAACAUAUGCGUUUCUUUUAAGGCAAGAUUUUCUUUACUAACUGGGGGAAAGUCUAUUCACAAAGCUUUAAAUUCUGGCAUUUGUAAUAAAGUACCAAAAUACGGCUUUUGUGCUUAUUGGAAAGAAAAGCGACAUUAAAAAGUACUCGGGAUGAUAUUAGACAAAACGUAAAUGACUGAUG
This is a messenger RNA of Mucor mucedo, 954 nucleotides long. RefSeq lists its product as uncharacterized. Bases 29 to 613 code for a protein of 194 amino acids. Lineage: Eukaryota; Fungi; Mucoromycota; Mucoromycetes; Mucorales; Mucoraceae. The record is from RefSeq and is a predicted model, not a curated record. The transcript has 2 exons.